AUGUCCUCCGAGAAUGAAAUGAACAACGACAAUAGCAACACCAAUCCGAAUGGGGAUCAGGGAGAUUUAAUUAACCUUGGUGUUUCAUCAUCGGAUGGGGUUCAUAAUGAUGAAAAUUGGGUAGUCAAUGAAUUGGAUCGAAUUGAGGGUCUAGAUCCGACGGAUUACAAACACUUUAAGAAGAAAGGACUUGAAUUAGAAGCUUAUUUGCUCAAGAUGAUGGAACGAGAGACCAACGUCAUUGAGAACGGAAAACAAUUGAACAAGGAAUUUUUGGAGGAAAAGAGAAAAUUGAAAGAGCUUGAAAAAGUCAAACAAGAAAAUUCUCAGUACAUUACGGAUCUCAAAAAAGAUUUAAUGAAGGCAGAAAAUCAAACAGCGCUCAUGAACGAAUCAGAGGCUGUCACUCAGACCUCUGUCAUUGAGCUGGAGAGGAAAAUUUCGAUAUUAGAAGAACAAAAAAAAGAUCUCAUUGAGCAACAAAAUGCCAAGGAGAGACCCAUCAUUGAAAAUUUGAAAAAUAACAUCCGACAAUUAAAACAAGGAAUUAAAGAAAUUGAAGAGCGGAAAAAGAAGGAAGAAGAAAAGAAACAAAAAUUAGAAAAUGACAUUUCAGCUGUAAAUCAAGAUUUGGAAGAAGUGUUGAAAACCCAGGCUCGGGAUUUAGAAAAAACUCUGCAACGAUUGAGAGAAGAACCCGAACGAGAACGACGACAGACUGAGAUUGUCAGAAAAGCAAGCAAAGCUUCCUAUGAAGAAGUUAAAACUCUCUCCGAAAAAUUGGAGCAACUUGAAAGAGAGGUCAACGAAAUUGAGACGAAGAAAAUAGAUUUUGAACAAAUUCACUACAACAUGUUCAUGCUCGAGGAUAGUGCAAAAAUCAAUGCAACCAAGCUUCAGGAAGACAUUGACAGAAUGAGACAAACUCUACUUAUCGAAAAAGAUAAAGGAAAGGAAGAAAUGUUGGAACGGGUGAGACUAAAUUUAUUGUUGAAGACGACCGCUGAAGAGGAAAAUUCAGAAGUCAAACACAAACAAUCUCUUGAAAAUGAAGAAAAUAUAUGUAGUAGAGACGCGUACAAUAUCCAGCUUCAUCUUGAACACAUCAAAUCCACGAUUGAUAAAUUAGCAAAAACAAUAGAGGAGUUGACAGUCGAAAAGGCAGCUCUUCAAAAUGAAUUGGAGGUCACAAAAGAAAAGAAAAUUGAAAUUGAACGAGAUGUUGACUUGUUAAUUCAUGAACUGCUCACAGGAGAGGCUGAAUACAUGUUUUUAACGGAAAAGUUGAAAAAUCGAAAAACAGAAACAGAUGAGCUGGAAAACAAAAUUACAAUCGUUGAUGGACAAGAGGGAGAAAUGAACAAGAUCAUCUCCAAUUUGGAAGGGUUGCGAGAAAGGAAAGCAAGAGAAGCUGCCAAGAAAAAACGAGAUUUCAUGGAUGCAGUGGGAGAAAUUAAAAUUCUGCAUUUCAGCAAUGGAGAACUUUUUAAGUCGCUCAAUGAACUUGAGAACAAGUACAUUGCUUUGCAACAAUCAUAUUCUCUGAUGGAGAGAGAGAGAAACAAAUAUGCCAAAGCUAUUCAAGAUAGUGCUCAGUCUCAUGCAGAAAUUAGAGAGAAAAACAAGAUUCUUGAAAAUGAGUUGGAGGUCCUGACAAAGCAAAAUCAAACCAAAUCAGAAGAGCUAAAGCAGGUAAAACGAAAAGUUGAGGACGAGGUGACAACCAAAGCAAGCAUGCUGAGUGAGUUCAGUAAAAAGAGACUCCUCUACAAGCAAAAGGAAGAACAGAACCUUGAAUUAAUCAUGGAAAUUGAUAAGCUCAAUGCUGACAUCAACUUGGCAGAAGAAAUGAUGAUGAUGCUCAAGAAAAAGUAUGAAAGCGGAGUGCAAGAUAGAAACUAUACUGGCAUUCAGCUGAUAGACAGAAAUGACGAGUUGUGUAUCUUGUAUGAAAAAGCUAAUGCACAAGAGAAAAUUAUCAAGGAAGGUGAAAUUGAAAUGAGAGAGCGAGACGAGGAGAUCAAAGCUCUUAAACUUGAUUUGGAAGAAGAAAAGCGAAGAUUAGAGGUUCUAUUUAAAAAACUUCCAGAAUAUGAAUCGUUUUUAAAGAUGGAAGAAGAAUUAAAGGAAGAAAUUGAAAAACUAAAUGCUCAGGCCUCCAAAUUAUCCGAAGAAUUGGAAAGGCCUGAAAACUUGGAGAGAUGGCGAAAGCUUCCAGGUGACAUUCCCAAUGAAGAAGAACUCAAAGAUAAAAUUCAAGAAUUGGAAGAAAAGCUUAAUGAAAGAAGAGAACAACUCAUGGAAAAGAAUCUCGUUCUGAAAGGGAUAACAAAAAGUUCGGACAAACUUCGAAAAUUGGCAAUUAAGGGAAGAGAUGAAUCGUUUGAUUUGGCUGUCAACUUGAAUUUCAUUCAAAAGAAAAUUGAGCAAACGACCAACAAGAUGAAAGCGACCGUGUCUGAGCUCUCCAUUUAUGGCACAGAAGCCAUGCGACUCGAGAAGCAGAAUGAAGAACUCAAGAGCAUGAUUGACGAAGCACGUUCAAGAAUGGAUCGUGGUGAACCUCCCUCAGAAGCGAUUGAACAAGAAUGGGCACACGAGGAAGAAGUCAAACAACGAUGGAAAGAACAAAUGGCAGAACGAAAACGAAGACUUGAAUACGAAGCUAGUUUACCCUCCACCAUUACAAGAACCACUGCUGUCAAGCGACCGAAUGCCUACAUUCCUGACGAUGAUUUGGGCAUUCCAAAACCUUACUUCAUGCCACCUGUAUUAUAUUCUGCACCUUCAGCCACGAUGAGACACAUUCGAAAACCAAAGGCUAAGGACAUUAUUAUUUAA
Naegleria fowleri is the source of this 2841-nucleotide messenger RNA. RefSeq lists its product as uncharacterized. NCBI's taxonomy places the organism in Eukaryota, Heterolobosea, Eutetramitea, Acrasida, Naegleriidae. Bases 1 to 2841 code for a protein of 946 amino acids. The transcript has a single exon. The record is from RefSeq and is a predicted model, not a curated record. Gene Ontology annotation, cellular component: cytoskeleton.